AGUUUUACUGCCCCGAAACGCUUGUCCUAGCAGUCCGCUUUUCUGGCUUAAAUAACCAGGGACGAUGCAGGCGUCCCUGAGGUGUCGAAAAAUCAACUCAUUAAACAACAAGAAAACAAUACACAAUGGCCCAAAGCAGUCGUCCCAAACUGCCGUCACGCCUCGGUGGUCCAUUCAGUCAGUAAACUGCAUUUCCAUCACGGUUCUGGUCGGCGUGAUCGCCAUUCUCGCCGGACUGCUGGAAAUCCGUCGCCUGUGCACGCGUCAGCAAAAUCUCCUGUCCACUCUGCUCGUCCAGCGCGACGCCGUAGUGCGGUCGGAGAGACAGUCGCUUUCAAAAGCCGACUGCGGCUCAAAACCGAUCGUGUGGGUGCACGGCAAGAGGCUGGAAACCGGUUACCUCCGUCACGUGUUCGCUGUGUUCGAUCGCCUGGGCUAUCGUCUCGGAAACCGGACGGAUGAGUGGAGCGUGCUCUGGUCGCACGACUACCCGUUCACCGAGCUGGCUUCGGAGUUGGCACACCUCCAACCCCACCAGCGGGUCAACCAUUUCCCGGGAUCGGGCUACAUCACCAACAAGGGAAGCCUGUCCACGGGCCUCUCGUCGCCGCACGUCCCGGUCGCUUUCAAACUCCCCAAGGCCAAACGGGAAUUUUUGGAGUAUGCGAAGGGGCACCCCACCAAGAUGUGGGUCCAAAAAAGCGACCACCACCGCGGGAUUCGAGUGAAGCGUCUGAGCGAAGUGUCGAUCGACCAAGCGGGGACGUUCGUGCAAGAGUUCCUCGCCAAGCCUCUUCUCGUGGACGGCAAGAAGUUCGACGUCGGCGUCUACGUCGUGUUAACGUCGCUGAACCCUCUCCGCGUGUACUCUUACGACGGAGAAGCGCUGCUUCGGUUCUGCGCCCAUCCGUACGCCGAGCCCUUCGACGCGUCGGACGUUGACUCCUACGUGGUCGGUGACAACUACACUCCCAUCUGGGAGAUGCCAUCGCUAAGGGAGUACUACGUCGGCUCGCGUUUGAGCAUGAGAGAGUCCCUCGACCUGCACCUGACGCGCGGAGGCAAGGACCCCGGCCGGAUAUGGACGCAGAUUAGGGACGCUAUCGCGGCCGUCUGCCUCGACAAAGAGGGCGACAUGGUGCGGAUGGCAUCGGGGUACGGGCCCAGGAACAACUUCUUUGAGUUGGUGCGAUUCGACUUCGUGGUCGACGAAGACCUCAACGUGUUCCUCAUGGAGGCCAACAUGUCGCCCAACCUCUCGUCGGCCCACUUUCCCCAGAACGGAGCCCUGUACGAGCGGGUGCUGCUGAACGCGCUUAGUCUGGUUGGCCUGGCAACCGCGGCAGAGGCGUCGGAUCCGCCAGACAGGGGCAUUGCCGUGUUUCCGGAGAAGUGCACUUCGGAAGAGUGCGAGAUGUGUACCCAAAGUCUCGAGUGCGCACUCUGCCACCAUUGCCUGGACGUCGUGCAGGCAAGGGUCUUGAAGGAGGCCUUCCUUGAACAUUUCCGCAAGAUGGAGUUUGUGCGGGUUGUGCCUGUGCACAAUCACAGCGUAGGGCCAGAGCUGACUAGGGCCAAUCAGCUCAUGGGGCUUUGGUACCAGGGCAAGUGCCAACUAGCCCCUCAUUGGUGUUCGUAACACAGUGCCGAAUCAUCCAAGCAUAACAUGUUUUAAUUUACGACCAUGGAGGUUCAUGAUGCAUUUUCCCUCCUGAGACCUGUCCCCGCUCUUCCAAGGUUUAGGUGUUUAUAAUAAGACAUUUGUCACAGGCUCGGUGUACAUAAAAAGAGAGUAUGAUCUCUACACUACAGCAGUGUGCUGUAGACAAAGCCGUAUAACUUAUAGUUGUGUGUGCUGGGUGCCCUGGUUGAAGGGCAUACCCCAUUUUUGAAGGGCAGUUGAAGGGUAUGCUGACAGACCUGUAUUAUGUGCCUACAGUGCCAAGAGCAAAGAUCUCCAAAGUGUUUCACAGCAAGAUUGGAAGGAGAGCAUUAAUUGGUUUCCUUGAUACAUUGAAAUGAUAGAAGUUGUAAACAUAUAGCAGGGGAUUAGAGUUUAAUGGACUUUAAUUUCCUGGCAUAUAACAAUGUGCUAAUGAAAAAUAACACAGGUAAUGUUUAAAGUUGCUAAGCAGCUUGAGUCACAAAAGUCACAAUAUUAAGGGUCCAUGCUCCAGUCGAAUUGUAUAUCAAUUAUAUAUACUGAUCAUGUAUGGCUGUGGUACUCGCACAGGUGUGCAGCAACUAUGGGUGACGAGUUGAACAAGAAUCUCAGCAACGCUUUGCAGUUAUUACUCAUUUUCUAUUGUUUGGGUUAAAUAUAGAUAAGAUUCCACUAGAAACUUCAGGCUGUGGUGUCACUUCAAGUUGUUUUCUAUUCAUUCCAUUCAUAACAGAGAUUAGUUAUCUAUAAGCUGCACAAAGAAAGGCAUGAAGGAACGUUCAGAAAUUAAGGAAGAUUCCUAUUGUUCUUAUCACUAAUGUUGCUUUAAUGUGAAAGCAUUUUUUUUUACUUAAUUCUUUCCUGACCACAGGAAAAGUGGCAAUUUUUUAAAGGAUCUGUGCAAAACUUUUUUUUCCUAACUAAUUUGCGUAUGGAGCAGUGUGACAGAUCAAAAUUUAGCAAAUUAGUUGGUCUUUCAAAAGAAACUGAGGAUGGUAUAAUGUGCAAAAAAGAUUUUAAGAAGUUUAUUUCUUGAAAAUGCAAUGUAUGUGUGGAAGGCAUAUAAACACCAACACUUCUACAGCUAUUCAUAUAAAAGAAAAAUUCAGAAUAUACACAAUGUGCUCCACACCCAUGGCUAUUGGUUCUAAAAGUUAAGAGUACUUUAACUGACACUGUCUAUUUUUGGUUCGUCGGAGAGUCAGUCUCCGUAACACGUGCGCUUUUCAAUAUAAGGAAUGCUUGUAUUGGUGGAACACGGAUAGUACACCGCACAUUCCCAGCAGAAUGCUUUCUUUGUGUUCUACCUUGGUUUUGUUACACCCUCGAUUGCAGUCUCUUCAUAUCUAGCAUUUUUGUCCGACUUGUUGGGAACAUAAAACAUGCACGCCGUCUCGGGACAGAAUUGGAAAUUAUAGUGGUGCUUACC
Molecule: messenger RNA, 3092 nt
Organism: Ixodes scapularis (black-legged tick)
Lineage: Eukaryota; Metazoa; Arthropoda; Arachnida; Ixodida; Ixodidae
Gene: TTLL15
Product: probable tubulin polyglutamylase ttll-15
Exons: 1
Coding region: 65-1639 (524 amino acids)
Biological process (GO): protein modification process
Source: RefSeq, a predicted model, not a curated record